AUGCCUCAGUCCACACUGGCCACGCGCGUGAUCCCUGCUGUUCCUCGCCUGCCCCUGCUGGAUCCAGAAUGGCCCCCUGGUGCUACUGUCUCCUCCUCACCCUCCUGGUACCUGAACUUCUGGGAGGCAGGGAUAACGAGUCUCUCUGGGACCCCUUCCAACUCCCCAGCUCCACUGGCCCCCGGAGAAGUAGUGGAGACCGCCAACAAGGUGUGCAAGUUCUCUGGGCAGCGGCUGAGCUGGUGGCAGGCCCAGGAGUCCUGUGAGCAGCGGUUUGGCCACCUGGUACUGCCACCUCCAGAUGGGGUCCUUGCUCCCCGGCUGCCCAACCCCAUCUGGGUGGGCCAAAGAGAGAGCCCUCUGCGAAGACCCCCGCAGAGGCGCGCUCACACCACUGCGGCGCUGAGGUUCGGUGAGAGGACGGCGGACAGGGCAGCGCGGCUUCGGAAGCCCCUGCCUGCGCUGGGGGCGCUGACGGCGUGCGCCCACGUGCAGUGGGACGCCGCCUCGCCGGACACGGCCGCGCUCUUCUCCCUCGCGGUGCCAGCGCUGGCCAACGCGCUGCAGCUGCGCGCCUUCGCCGAGCCGGGCGGCGCUGUGCACUUGGCGCUCGUGGUACGCGGGCAUCACGCGCCCUUCCGCGCUGCCUUCCGCGCGGAUGGCCACUGGCACCACGUGUGCGCCACGUGGGAGCAGCUGGGCGGGCGCUGGGCGCUGUUCGCCGACGGGCGGCGGCGCGCCGGGGCGCGGGGUCUGGGCGCCGGCCACCCGCUGCCACCUGGCGGCGUCCUCGUGCUGGGCCAGGACCAGGAUUCUCUGGGGGGCGGCUUCUCUGCGCGUGACGCCUUCAGCGGCAACCUUACUGACUUCCACCUAUGGGCCCGGACCCUGAGCCCCGUGCAGUUGAACAGGGCACGGUCCUGCGCGCCGCCUCUUGGCGGCUUGCUCUUCCGCUGGGAUCUGGGCGCCCUGGACGUCACACCUUCGCUGCUGCCGCCGGUGUGGGUGCGGCUUUUCUGUCCAGUGCCCUCAGAGGAGUGCCCUACGUGGGACCCAGGACCCCGCACCGAGAGCCCUCUGCUCUGCUUGCAGCAGCUGCCCUUCCUCUGCUGCUACGGGACAGGUAAAUCCCUGUCCAGCUGUGCCUUGGGCAUGCUGAUGGCGACACUGGAGAACUACCUGCGGCUGCAGGAAGCCCAGUCAUGGUCUGGCCAGGAUGUUAUCAGCCAAGUCAACGCCUUGGCCAAUGCCACUGUGCUCUUCCCGGAUCCUCUCUCCGAAGAAUAUGGGGACCUGUCCCCAGCAGAGGCCUCCAGCUUCCUGGGUAUCCUGGAGAGAGUCCUGGCCAAGGAGGCAGCUCCCCUGGGGCCCGCCGCACUGCUGGCUGUCGUGCAAUUCCUGAAAAGAGUGGCAGCCCUCGGGGCCUGGGAGUCAGAGCCUGGGACAGGGCCGUGGGAGCAGCUGGGCCAGGCCGUUGUGUCUGUGGCCAGCCUGGUCCUGGAGGAGCCACUGGCCAGUGCAUGGCUGAAAGUCGGCGAGGUGGUAGGUGGACCCAUGGCCCUGGUGGCGAGUGUGCAGCGCCUGGCACCCCUGCUAAGCAGCGUGCUGACCUCUGAGCGGCCCCGAAUGCACUUCCAGCACCGCCAGGCUGGCCUGGAGCUGCAGCGGCUGCACCUGAGGGAGGCAGGCCCAGAGGGUUCCACGUUCACGAUGCCCGGUGGGCACCCAGAGGGGCCUGGCCACAUCUGCAUCCCUGCUGGUGAAGUGAGGCGGCUCCUCGGGAAAGGCCUCUCUGGAGUCACCGUGAUCCACAGCUGGUUCAGCUCAAGUGUCUUCAAGCACAUGCCAGGGGCCCCCGGCCAAGGGCCCCCAGCCCCUGACAGCUCUGAAGAGACAAGCAGAAUGCAGAGGUUCCUAAGCACCCAGGUGGGGUCAGCCAUCAUCUCCUCUGACGUGUGGGAUGAAGCCGGGGAGGUCAACACAGCUGUGACCUUUCAUCUGCAACACCAGGUCCAGGCCUUCCCUCAGAAGCUGGUGGAGCCUGUCUGUGCUUUCUGGAACUUCAGCAUCAGGGACCCCUUGCUCUGGCAGAGGCUUUGCCCUGCUUGCUACCUGCCCCUAUCCCCAUGUCAGUGCAUCUCUAGAGCCCUCUGUUCCCUACUCACCCCAAGCCCAGACUCAGGGGGCUCCUGGGCCACCAGUGGCUGCUCUGUGACCGCCUUGUACCGGGACUCGACUGCCUGCUUCUGCAACCACAGCACCAACUUUGCCAUCCUGUUGCAGGUGUAUGACGUCCAGAGAAGCCCUGAGGAUGAGUCACUGCUGAGGACACUCUCGUUUGUGGGCUGCGGUGUGUCCUUCUGCGCCCUCGCCACCACCUUCCUGCUCUUCCUGGCAGCUGGGGUCCCCAAGUCAGAGCGAGCCACUGUCCACAAAAACCUCACCUUCUCCCUGGCCUCCGCCGAGGGCUUCCUGAUGGCCAGCGAGUGGGCAAAGGACAACGAGGUGGCAUGUGUGGCCGUCACAGCUGUGAUGCACCUGCUCUUUUUGGUUGCCUUCUCCUGGAUGCUGGUGGAGGGGCUGCUGCUGUGGAGCAGGGUGGUGGCUGUGAGCAUGCGCCCGGGCCCCCGGAUGAGGCUCUACUACGCCACGGGCUGGGGUGUGCCUGUGGUCAUUGUGGCCAUCACCCUGGCCACGUCCCCCCAAGACUAUGUGGCCACUGGGCACUGCUGGCUCAAUGUGCAUACAGACACCAUCUGGGCCUUUGUGGGGCCCGUGCUCUUCGUGCUGACCGCCAACACCUGCAUCCUGGUCCGUGUCGUGAUAGUCACCGUGUCCAGUGCCCGCCGCCGGGCCCGCAUGCUGAGCCCGCAGCCCUGCGUGCAGCAGCAGCUCAGGAUCCAGAUGUGGGCCACGGUGAAGCCGGUGUUGGUCCUGCUGCCCGUCCUGGGCCUGACCUGGCUGGUCGGCGUGCUGGUGCACCUCAGCCCAGCCUGGGCCUACGCCGCCGUGGGCCUCAACUCCUUCCAGGUACUUCCAGGACACACACUGGAGCUCAGAGGGCCUGGUUUGUCAGGGGACUGAGAAGAGAUGUCCCCAACAGCAACGGGGGACAUGGUCGCGG
Sus scrofa (pig) is the source of this 3124-nucleotide messenger RNA. Lineage: Eukaryota; Metazoa; Chordata; Mammalia; Artiodactyla; Suidae. The record is from RefSeq and is a predicted model, not a curated record.